AUGUCCUCAAAUCGGAAUCCUAACACUAGCAACUUCGCCUUCCCGCCCCACGACCAGGCCCAAAAGAUGGCCCAAAAUGGUGGCCAGCAGAGUAGCCAGGGGAUAUUUGGAAAAAUGGACCCGACCAAGCAGAAUAUGCCCUCCAAGAGUGGUCUGUCUGGAGGCGGGUUCACGGCUAAUAGCCAGACGGCGCAGGAUAGUCAACGACGGGGUUCGAGACAGGCGUAUAUGUUUGAUGAGUCGGAGAUGCCGGAAGAUUGA
Molecule: messenger RNA, 261 nt
Organism: Aspergillus chevalieri
Lineage: Eukaryota; Fungi; Ascomycota; Eurotiomycetes; Eurotiales; Aspergillaceae
Exons: 2
Coding region: 1-261 (86 amino acids)
Source: RefSeq, a predicted model, not a curated record